This is a messenger RNA of Acytostelium subglobosum LB1, 567 nucleotides long. RefSeq lists its product as hypothetical. The coding region runs from base 1 to 567 and encodes 188 amino acids. Gene Ontology annotation, cellular component: cytoplasm. Gene Ontology annotation, molecular function: MAP kinase tyrosine/serine/threonine phosphatase activity; protein tyrosine/threonine phosphatase activity. The record is from RefSeq and is a predicted model, not a curated record. The transcript is spliced from 3 exons. Lineage: Eukaryota; Evosea; Eumycetozoa; Acytosteliales; Acytosteliaceae. Gene Ontology annotation, biological process: protein dephosphorylation; negative regulation of MAPK cascade.
AUGGAGGCAAAGACUUUGAAUGAACAAUUGGAAGAACGUGAAGAUCCACACUUUAGAUCCAAACAACAAGAAUAUGACUGUGCCACUGAGAUACUGCCCUAUCUCUAUCUGGCCGGUGAAGGUGCUUGUGCACCAGACAACCUUAAAUCAUUAGGUGUUACAUUGGUCAUCAAUGUUGCUGAAGAAUGUAGGUCAAAGGUGUAUCAUGAACGUGAUGGCAUCAAUGAAUUGAAACUACCGAUUAUGGAUAGGGUAGGUGAUGAACAUCAGUUUGAUACCUUCUACAAACUGUUCCAACAUAUUGAUGACAUUGCUCAGACCAAGGGCAAGUGUAUCAUACAUUGCAAGAGAGGGAGAUCAAGAAGCGCAACCAUAGUCAUAGCCUACCUAAUGUAUAAAUUGAACUACACACUCAAUGAUGCAUUCCAUCAUGUAAAGGAACGAAGGAAGAUUAUUGGGCCACAUUAUGACCUCAAGUUGCAACUGUUGCACUGGGAGAGAUACUUGAACAAGUCGGCCACAAACACCUUGGAUGUGGCACACUUCAUUGGGAGAGACUACUCGUAG